CCGUAGUGAGCCGCAGAAACGCAGCAAUAGUAGCUCCGCCCUCCGUUGCUGCAGUUCCUCAGAAGCACUGGCUGCAGAGUAAACCUUUGCCCUGAGCGCUCUGCUAAAACACCAACCAGCGAGCAUUUAUUUUUUAUUUUUCCCUGAUUGCUAUUGAGGAGUAUGCAUGCGGAUUAUGGACAGGAUUAAUGAAUGACCGUCAAUAUGGAUUAAUCAUCCGAUUAAGGUCUGCAGAACGGACGGCUUGUCUGCACGCUGCUUCCAUAAUAGCUCUGCAAUGUAUCAAGCGCUCCGGACGUCUUUACUGUCAAGCGCCCGUUGCUGGGAUGCCGACAGUGAGCGGUCCUACCAGGUUCUCUUUGAUAAACUUGACACCAAUAAAGAUGGCAGGGUGGAUGUGGCUGAAUUACGAGCGGGCCUUAAGGCGAUGGGGAUGUUUCGCCACGGUGCAGCACAGAAAAUCGUGUCAUCUGGAGACCGGAACAAGGAUGGGUGUUUGGACUUUAACGAGUUUACCAAAUAUCUGAAGGAGCAUGAGAUGAAGCUGAUGCUGACAUUCAAAAGUCUGGACAGAAACAACGAUGGGCACAUUGAUGCCACAGAGAUCCAGCAGGCCCUUGCAGAACUGGGCAUAGAUAUCAGCAGGAAACAUGCAAUGAAAAUCUUACAAAGCAUGGACAUCGAUGGAACCAUGAUGGUCGACUGGAACGAGUUCAGAGAGCACUUCCUGUUGUAUCCUGCCUUCAACCUGGAAGAGAUCAUCCGCUACUGGAAGCACUCCUCGUUCCUGGACAUUGGUGACAGCCUCUCCAUCCCGGAUGAGUUCACGGAGGAAGAGAAGAGAUCAGACGAGUGGUGGAAGCAGCUGGUUGCUGGUGCUGUGGCGGGCGCCGUGUCUCGCACGGGGACGGCCCCUCUGGACAGGCUCAAGGUCUUCAUGCAGGUUCAUUCCUCCAAAAAGAACAAGAUCAGCCUGAUCGGGGGGCUGAGACAGAUGAUUGUAGAAGGAGGUCUGACGUCGUUGUGGCGAGGAAACGGGAUCAACGUUUUAAAGAUCGCACCUGAGACCGCAAUCAAGUUCAUGGCCUACGAACAAUAUAAGAAGUUGUUAACUUCAGAGGGAAAGAAGAUAGAGACUCAUAAGCGGUUUAUGGCAGGGUCUCUGGCUGGGGCCACAGCACAAACAGCCAUCUACCCAAUGGAGGUUUUAAAGACUCGGCUGACCUUAAGGAAAACCGGCCAAUACGCGGGAAUGUUUGACUGUGCCAAGAAGAUCCUGAGGAAGGAGGGGGUCAUUGCUUUUUAUAAGGGCUACAUUCCAAACUUAAUAGGCAUCAUUCCCUAUGCAGGGAUAGACCUCGCAGUUUAUGAGACUCUGAAGAGCACUUGGUUGUCUCAUCACGCCAAAGACUCAGCUAACCCUGGAGUUCUGGUGCUGCUGGGUUGUGGAACCAUCUCCAGUACCUGCGGCCAGCUCGCCAGCUAUCCUCUGGCUCUCAUACGCACACGGAUGCAGGCACAAGCGUCUCUAGAUGUGUCAGACCAGCCCUCCAUGAGUUCUCUGCUGAGGACGAUUGUAGCCAAAGAUGGUUUCUUUGGGCUCUACCGAGGCAUCCUGCCAAAUUUUAUGAAAGUCAUUCCUGCUGUCAGCAUUAGCUAUGUGGUUUACGAGUACAUGAAGACCGGCUUAGGGAUCUCAAAAUGA
Cyprinodon variegatus (sheepshead minnow) is the source of this 1705-nucleotide messenger RNA. RefSeq names its product calcium-binding mitochondrial carrier protein SCaMC-1-like. Gene Ontology annotation, biological process: transmembrane transport. The record is from RefSeq and is a predicted model, not a curated record. Gene Ontology annotation, molecular function: calcium ion binding; ATP transmembrane transporter activity. The transcript has 10 exons. NCBI's taxonomy places the organism in Eukaryota, Metazoa, Chordata, Actinopteri, Cyprinodontiformes, Cyprinodontidae. Gene Ontology annotation, cellular component: mitochondrial inner membrane. Bases 278 to 1705 code for a protein of 475 amino acids.